Molecule: messenger RNA, 2269 nt
Organism: Cuscuta epithymum
Lineage: Eukaryota; Viridiplantae; Streptophyta; Magnoliopsida; Solanales; Convolvulaceae
Source: the annotation of a GenBank genome assembly
AUUGGUUGUCAAUUAAUAUUUGUUACAUUUUUAAGAUGGAAGGUGGUAGAUAUUCGGUUGAUUUGGGUAACCUCCAACACAAUCGAAGGAACGAGAUUGGGAGGAAGAAAUCCCGCAAAGGUAAAGAACUUGCCGGUUCUUCAUCUCAAAGCCGAGAUGAUUUUGAAACGGGUUACCAAAGGCGAGAUGGAGAUGCGAUGUCCGAAGAACAACUCCAACAAGAAUUGGCCCGACAUAAUAACCGCUUUCUACAACAACAACAAAUGCCGACGACCAUUGACGAAGAGGAGCUUGAGGAUGAAGAUGCGGAGGAAUUGGAACCGGAGGCGGCCGAGGAGGAGGGUGCCGGCAGCCACGACGCCGACGAGCCUGCCUCAUCCCAAACCGCCACCGGUAAUAAAAAAAGUAAGUCUGAACUAAUGAAAAAUAAUUUUGAUAAAUGGAAGGACCCACAAACCGGCUAUUGGCACGCAACUUGCAAGUGGUGCAACAACAAUUAUAGUUUGGGAACCUCCGGCGGAUACGGAUCCGCCGCAAGGCAUCUUAAGGCAAAGCACCUCGUGGAGUAUGCAAAAUUAGGCGGCGGAACGGGGAAGCAAACUCAAAUAUCGAGGUUUGCGAAUUCUCAACCUUUUGGUAAUUUCUCCUACAAUGAUGCACAAAAUUUGACUGGUAUGGCUAACUUAAUUUGUGAAGAAAAUUUGCCUUAUUUGUUUUCUGAAAGUCUUGCUUUAAGAGAUUAUGCACAAGGUAGUUUAAAUCCUCAAUUUAGAAAUUAUAGUCGCAAAACUGUUAAGAAAGAAAUAAUAAGGCUUUAUAAUGCGGAAAAGGUAAGAUUACAAAAUUUUUUUGCAAACUUUGAUGGGCGUGUUACUAUUUGUUCUGACAUAUGGGAGGAUGAUUUUCAUCAUUUAUAUUAUUUGGGUCUGACUGCACAUUAUAUUGACGAGGAUUGGAAUAUGCAUAAACGUGUUCUUGCUUUUCGUGAAUUUAAUGAUCGUCACACCGCUGAACAUAUUUAUAUUUUGAUUGAGCGUAUUUUAAUUGAGUAUAAUUUGAUUGAUAAGGUGUUUGCUAUUGGUUUCGAUAAUGCUACUAAUAAUACUGCUGCUAUACCUAGAUUGCGUGAGUUGUGUGGUGCCAAUUCUUUGAUGGGUAGAUUUUUUCAUCAACGUUGUGCAUGUCAUGUUAUAAAUUUAUGUGUGCAAGACGGUUUAAAAGCGUUAGGAGAUUCCAUGGAGGUAAUCAAGGGGGGGAUUAGACGUAUUUGGGGUAAUGGUCAACUUAGAUUAAAAUGGCAAACUUAUUUGACUGAAAGAGGUGUGAGAUAUGUUGCUUUUCCUAAAGAUUUGAGUAUUCGUUGGAAUAGUACUUAUAAAUUACUUAAAGUUGUUCUUAGAUAUAAAGAACAUUUUCCUGCUUUUUUAAAAGAACAUGAUAACUCCGUUUUCGUUCAUUAUUUUUGUGAUCAUAUGAAGGAAAAGUUUUUAAAAUAUUAUGCGCAUAUUCCCCAUAUUUAUGGUAUUGCAUUUAUUCUCGAUCCUCGUUAUAGACUUGCUAAUUUGGAAGAUUGUUUCAACUUCUAUUAUCUUGCCUUUUUCGGUGAAUUUCCAAUGUAUGACGAUAACCCCAUAGAUCCGAAAACGGAAUACAACGAGGUUAGUACUUUAUUUUAUGCCUUAUUUAAUGAGUUUCGUGCACAAUAUAGCAACGCUCCCCCUCCCCCGUCACGAACAUCUUCAUCUAAAGGAAAAUCGAUUUUUAAAUCUGCAUUUGGCAAUCUUAUGAAAAAAAACUAAAACAACUCACGUCACUGAACAAAGCGCAUUGAAUGAGAUUACUUUGUAUUUAACAUAUGAAGUUGAUUUUGAAGAAAAUGAUGACUUUGACGUUCUAGACUGGUGGAAGUCAAAAGAAAGAACGUUCCCGAUUUUAGCACGGAUGGCUAAGCAAGUACUAUCAAUGCCGGUUUCAACAGUUGCUGUGGAACAAGAAUUUAGUUCGGCCGGCAACGUCCUAACGGCAUCUAGAUCGAGAUUGAGCGCGGAGUCUCUUGAGACGCUUAUAUGCUACCACGAUUGGUUGAAGGCCGCACGUAGAACUCAAGAAUUGAGCAUCACCCCCUCCCAAGAUUUUAUGGAUGACUCAACAACCGAUGGUGGCUCUACCUAUGCCGGAGAUUCCGAUUGAUUAGUAUUUUAGAAUUUAUUAUAAAAUGUAUUUUAUAGCACUUGUCAAAUUUAUUUAUACUUGUACUUCAUAUUUCAAA